Perca flavescens (yellow perch) is the source of this 1441-nucleotide messenger RNA. It is a transcript of the gene rps27.2, whose product is annotated as ribosomal protein S27, isoform 2. Gene Ontology annotation, biological process: translation. Gene Ontology annotation, molecular function: structural constituent of ribosome. Gene Ontology annotation, cellular component: ribosome. The transcript has 4 exons. The record is from RefSeq and is a predicted model, not a curated record. Lineage: Eukaryota; Metazoa; Chordata; Actinopteri; Perciformes; Percidae. The coding region runs from base 101 to 355 and encodes 84 amino acids.
GUCUCUGAUAUUUGUCUUCUUCCUCCGGAUGUUUGCCCGUCAGCUGAAGGUUUCCGGUGCGUCAUCAGUGAUUUUCCGGUGAGGUUCCCAGCACGCAGACAUGCCACUUGCAAAGGAUCUUUUGCUCCCGAGCUCUGAGGAGGAAAAGAGGAGACACAAGAAGAAACGCCUCGUUCAGAGUCCUAAUUCUUAUUUUAUGGAUGUCAAAUGUCCAGGUUGCUACAAGAUCACCACAGUGUUCAGCCACGCUCAGACUGUAGUGCUGUGUGUCGGCUGUUCCACAGUCCUCUGCCAGCCUACAGGAGGGAAAGCUCGCCUUACAGAAGGAUGCUCAUUCAGGAGGAAACAGCACUAGUUUGACCAGAUGUGGUUGGACACAGUUGAGGAGGAGAAUGAACAGCGCUUGAUGGACAUCAAGUAACACUGCCAUGGAGCUGAUGAAGCAUUUAGGGAAAUGAAGAGCGGGAAAACAGAAUCAUGUAAUAUAAGACGUCUCUCUACAGAAUAUGCACAGAGAAAUGCUUGGUGUGGUUGAGAACCCCACCAACACCACAUCUCCAUUCACUCGUCUCUCUUAAUAAACUUAGGUUGUUUUUUGGUAAAAAAAUAAUCAUGCAUGAUUGUCAUCCAGUUUGUCCUUUUUACCUCGUGAAGGUUCUUAGGUGUCAUUUGUCUGGUAAAAGACUUGUCAGCUCAGGACUCCUUAAAAAUAUGCUGGUAAAGAUCAGGGCAUUUGAGGACUCUGGUUUCCUCCAAGUGUACAGAUGUGGUGCCUCGACUGUUUGUGGCGAGUGAUUUGCAUUUGUCUGCAUUAUACCCUCAAUAAUUAAGCACAAACAAUUACAGGGAGGUGAGGCUGCACGUUUACUUUUUAAAACGAGACUGGUUCUAGGAAAGGAGACACACUGGCUGAAAUAGCAAAUGACAUCCAAUAAACUGUCCUUAAUUGCAGUUGUAUUAAGUUAAAGCUGCACUCAGUGUAAUUGAAUGUUAUUUGAUGUGUUAGGGCUGGUAAUUAAUUUGAAGGUAGAAAAUGAUGUCCGAUGUACACUCUGAAUUAGGGUUGAUUCAGGGAAAGUCACCACUAACUCUGCUUUGGUUUCCUGGUGUAUGUAAAUCACAAAACACUGAUGUUGAAACUAAAUGUCAUGAAUGAUUAUGGUUGUGACCUAACGUGUGCUUGCGAGCUUCUUGUGCAAAUGAUAAAUGUUGGAUGAAUUCUUGUGAAGUUGCAAAAAACAAUCCCACUGGCUCCCAGUUUACACAUAGCUGUAGUUCAGGCAUUAGGCUCUGGGUGACUGCAUUGAGUUGUACAUUGAAUGAAGAAAUAAAUUCAGCAGAGUGAGUGAAUUUUAACUUUGUUGUUGCUAUGGUGACAUUUUUCUUACUUCUUGCUUGUAUAUUGGAUACGGCUUAAAAAUAAAAUCGUGAUAAAUAAUGA